Eurytemora carolleeae is the source of this 1721-nucleotide messenger RNA. RefSeq lists its product as uncharacterized. The record is from RefSeq and is a predicted model, not a curated record. The transcript has a single exon. The coding region runs from base 89 to 1489 and encodes 466 amino acids. NCBI's taxonomy places the organism in Eukaryota, Metazoa, Arthropoda, Copepoda, Calanoida, Temoridae.
UUGAAAUUCUUGUAAAUUCGCAAUUUUAUCUAAAAAAAAUUCCCAAUUUUUUUUGUUAAAAAUUCACAAUCUCACACAGUCUGGAUACAUGGACGAGGAGACUGCUAACUAUAUUGAGGUCAAGCAGGGGGGACGGCACCUGCUUGAUUCAAAUCAGUUUGAAUACAGGGUUGCAAAGAAGAAACCCAACAAAACCUAUUACCAAUGCAUUCAAAGGAAAAACAAUUCUUGUCCUGCAGGAGCAGUUAUAAACUUUGAGAAUGACAAGAUUAUCAGUUUCCUCGGAGAGCAUUCACAUGACAGUGAUCUUUUGAAGAAAAGAGUACGUGAAAUAGAAAAACAAGUAGUUAAAGAAAGCUCUGGAAAUAUAGCAAUAAGUCCACGAACUGUUCUUGGAAACAUGACCAACAUGGUAAGCACACUUACCAACGAAGGGGUGAGUGCCAUGAGCAAGUCAAAUACCUUAGUACAGGCAGUCAAGAGAGCAAGAGUAGAACAUUUUGGGCUUAAGGUCCCCAAAAGCUGGAAUGAUAUGUCUGUACCUCAACAUCUUGAGACAACAAUCCGUGGAGACAGAUUUCUAGCAAUCAAUGAGCAUCUUGGAGAUGAGAACUCUGAGAGAAUCAUCAUAUUUUGCAGCAGUGAGCAACAUAACGUUCUUAAGUCGGCAAAAUACUGGGUGGCUGAUGGUACUUUUGAUGUUGUGAAGAAAACCUUGUUCUAUCAAUUGUUUAUUAUCACUGCUGUCACAGCUACAGGUAUCACUGUACCCUGUUGUUUUGCACUCCUUCCAAACAAGGAGACCUCAAGCUACCAAAGAGUCUUCCAGUAUCUUAAAGAUGCAAAUGUAACCCCACCAGGCAGUUUGAAGACAGAUUUUGAGAAGGCAAUGAUGCAAGGAUUCCUGAACUGUUAUCCCGACGUGCCUGUAAUGGGCUGUGACACCCAUUUUAAGAGAGCCAUUAGGAGGAAAAUGACUUCAACUGAGCUUGGAUUAGGAAGUUUGUACCAGAAUAAUGUAGACUUUCAAACUCUGGUUCGCUAUCUUUGGGCUCUUUCUUUAGUUCCAGAAGAGGAUAUUGUUAGAAUCUGGGAAGAUGUGAUCAGUUCUCGUUCUGACGAACUGAAACCAAGCUUUGAAGACAAUUCUGAUCAGGUUGAUUUAUUCUUAGAGUACUUUGAGAAGACAUGGAUAGGACCACUCAACUGGAGAACAGGAGCCAGGAGGAAUCCAAUAUUCCCCCAUGCAGUUUGGAACAAGUAUGAGACAAUUCUCUCAGAUGACCCAUUGACCAGUAAUGCUGCAGAGGGGUUCAAUGCUGCCUUUGCUUUAUCUUUGCCCAAUAAUGCCAGCAUUUGGGCUUUGAUCCAGCCGUUGAGAACAGAGGAAAACUCCAUAGAUAGAAAGAUGAGAGAUGUUCUUCUGGGACCACAGAAUAAUGUAGCAACAGCCACAACCAGUCGCAACCUAGGAAGAGAUCAAAGAUGAAUAGAUUUAAAAAGCCUGGUUUCAAACUCUGAAAAGAAAGUAUCCAUACAACAGUACAUGACUGUCAUUGUUGAUUAUUAUAACAACUAGAAAGGAGGAGAGACUUUUUGUAAAGUUACGUAAUUUCUUAUCAAUGCAAUUGUUUAAAAUUGUUUCCUUAUUUAUAUGCAUAUAAAUAUAUAUAUACCCGAGUUCAUUAAACUUAGUUAACAUUUAGAAGGUCUACAACAUC